UCCAUCUAGAGCUGAUGGAAUGUUCAGCAUGUAUAAAUGCAGUUCUAAGAGGAAGCAGUAGACUAGAAGGACCUGGCAGAGACAGAGAGAUACAAACCUUUCACAGGUUUUCAAACAAAUCUCAAGAUAUCACUGUGGGAAACACUGGUUGACCUGACAGAAUGUUCUCAAUCCUGUUUGUCACAGUCUUCUUGGCCAGCUGCUUGGCAAUGCCCAUCAAAGAACCGUACUCGUAUUCCUCUGCGGUGGGUCUGGGCACUGGCACCCCAUUUGCUUCCUCCGGUGAGGGACGCAUCACAGCGGUCAGAGUGUGGGAGAACAACAACUACUACUACUACUACUACUACAACAACAACGCCUACAUCAACGGGUUCCAGCUGAGAUAUAGCAACACCUGGUCUCCUGUGUUCGGUCGCGAAGUGGGUGAAAAGCAGGAGAUGGAGCUGUUUAAGGAUGAGGCCAUCGUCGAGGUGUCUGGGAAGUACAACCCAGCAGACUACAUCUGCUACCUGGUGAUCACCACCAACACAGGGCGCACUCUGGCGGCCGGCCUGCCUAACCAAGUCUCCUUCAACUUCUACCCAGCCAACAAGGGCAAUGAGCUGAGGCUGCUCAGCGGUCGCUUCAACGGUGCCGGGAUCACUUCCAUCGGAGCCCACUGGGGAUUGGUGUACAAGGAAGAGGCUGGAAACAGUACCUCCUCUUAAUCGA
Coregonus clupeaformis (lake whitefish) is the source of this 711-nucleotide messenger RNA. RefSeq names its product zymogen granule membrane protein 16. The record is from RefSeq and is a predicted model, not a curated record. NCBI's taxonomy places the organism in Eukaryota, Metazoa, Chordata, Actinopteri, Salmoniformes, Salmonidae. The coding region runs from base 162 to 707 and encodes 181 amino acids. The transcript has 5 exons.